AUGACCCUUGAUGAGAAAAUAAAUGGAAGUGAGAGGGGAGGAAAAGGGUUGAGAAAAAGGAGGGAUUUGGGGGAAUAUUACAGGGGGAGCCACUCAGCAGAGAAAGGUUUGUCGGAUUGUGGAACAGAGAAGAUCUGGUUUCAACAGUUGUUGGUGGUGGCCAUGGAAAAAUUAUUUGAUAGGUUAAAUGAGUGA
This is a messenger RNA of Sphenostylis stenocarpa, 195 nucleotides long. NCBI's taxonomy places the organism in Eukaryota, Viridiplantae, Streptophyta, Magnoliopsida, Fabales, Fabaceae. The record is from the annotation of a GenBank genome assembly.